CCUGAACCCAGGAGGCGGAGGUUGAGACAUUGCUGCAAUGAACAUGCUGGGACAUUGCCUUCUGUCCCAGGAAUAUGUGAGCUCCCCUAGAAUACGCAUGAAGGAGUGGAAUCACUCCACCUUUCCCACAUGAUGCUACAUGAUGUCAAAUUGUUCUCUGGAAGAAAUAAUCCAAAUACCUAUCAGGAGGGGGCUGGUUAGGAAGCACUGCAUUCAAAAAAAGUAAUCUCUAUUAAAAAAAAAAGUAUUUGCCAUUGGUGUGCCAAGCCCUUGGAAUCGCUGCCAUGACUAAGGCGGAUAUGAAUCCAAAGGCCUAUCCCCUUGCUGACACCCACCUCACCAAGAAACUACUGGACCUUGUUCAGCAGUCAUGUAGCUGUAAGCAGCUUCGGAAAGGAGCCAAUGAGGCCACCAAAACCCUCAAGAGGGGCAUCUCUGAGUUCAUUGUGAUGGCUGCAGAUGCCGAGCCACUGGACAUCAUUCUUUACCUCCCGCUGCUGUGCGAAGACAAGAACAUGCCCUAUGUGUUUGUGCACUCCAAGCAGGCCCUGGGGAGAGCCUGUGGGGUCUCCAGGCCUGUCAUCACCUGUUCUGUGACCAUCAAAGAAGGCUCACAGCUGAAACAGCAGAUCCAGUCCAUUCAGCAGUCCAUUGAAAGGCUUUUGGUCUAAACCUGUGGCCUCUGCCACGUGCUCCCUGCCAAAUUCUCCCCUGAGGUGGUUGUGUAUCAUAUUGUUUGUGUUAACAUGUAGUAGUUUCAGCUAUUCUCUAUUGUUAUAAAAUGUUGUAGUA
Molecule: messenger RNA, 792 nt
Organism: Saimiri boliviensis boliviensis (Bolivian squirrel monkey)
Lineage: Eukaryota; Metazoa; Chordata; Mammalia; Primates; Cebidae
Source: RefSeq, a predicted model, not a curated record